Messenger RNA from Trypanosoma rangeli, 357 nucleotides. RefSeq lists its product as uncharacterized. The transcript has a single exon. The record is from RefSeq and is a predicted model, not a curated record. Lineage: Eukaryota; Euglenozoa; Kinetoplastea; Trypanosomatida; Trypanosomatidae. Bases 1 to 357 code for a protein of 118 amino acids.
AUGCGCGCGACACCGCACAGCGGCUGCCCCCAACAGACCCCUCGCCAACAGUCGCGCAAUUUGUGCCGCACCUCGCCCUGCGGAGAGAACCGCCUAUGGCAGCGAGGGUGCACUAUGGAGUCCAUGCGGGCCUUGUCCUCCGCAGAUGGACUAGGGACACGCUUUGUGUCACCCGAGGGCUUGCCGGCGACGACGGAGACUCCAAGAGCCCCGUCAGCGAAAGAUGCCCAACCAGUGGGGUGCCGUACCCCUCCCUGCUCCCCACCAGAAUGGCGGGCGUCACUACGGAAAGACGAAGGCUUGUUUCGGGUCCCUCACGCACACACCACAGCGGCACCUGCGCACGGUGAAGCAUAA